This is a messenger RNA of Penicillium daleae, 1563 nucleotides long. RefSeq lists its product as uncharacterized. Gene Ontology annotation, biological process: transmembrane transport. The coding region runs from base 1 to 1563 and encodes 520 amino acids. Gene Ontology annotation, cellular component: membrane. Gene Ontology annotation, molecular function: transmembrane transporter activity. The transcript is spliced from 18 exons. The record is from RefSeq and is a predicted model, not a curated record. Lineage: Eukaryota; Fungi; Ascomycota; Eurotiomycetes; Eurotiales; Aspergillaceae.
AUGAGUCAUCCAACAGAGAUGAAGGGUGGUCCGUUAGAGGACGAUGACGCGCAGUUGGCGGCCAUGGGCCAUAAGCCUGAACUCAAGCGUCAGUACUCGAUGUGGUCGAUGUUGGGACUGGCUUUUGCAGUCCUCAAUUCAUGGACUGCUCUUUCUGCGAGUCUGUCUAUUAGUCUCACGUCCGGAGGAAGCACGAGUGUCAUCUGGGGUCUCGUGACAGCAGGAUUCUGCAAUUUAUGUAUCGCUGCCUCGCUGGCUGAAUUUCUCUCUGCUUAUCCCACUGCCGGUGGUCAAUAUCACUGGGUCGCCGUCAUCGCAUGGCCAAAAUGGGUGCCUAUUCUCUCAUGGAUCACGGGUUGGAUUAACGUAGCUGGUUGGGUCGCCCUCGUCGCUACCAACUCGCUCCUGUCGAGUCAACUCAUCGUCGGAUGUAUCUCGGCCAUGCAUCCUACAUAUGUGGCGCAGCGAUGGCACCAAUUCCUCAUCUACAUUGGAUUAACACUGGGAGCGUUCGUUAUCAAUGCGUUCAUGAACUCUAUCCUGCCGAUGAUCUAUCGUGGUGCUUUCUCAUGGUCUAUUGGUGGCUUCGCGAUCGUCUCCAUCACGGUCCUUGCAUGUGCUUCGCCUGAUUUCAACUCGGCCUACUUCGUGUUCUGCAAUUUUGUGAAUAGCACCGGAUGGCCGGAUGGUGUUGCAUGGAUGCUCGGGUUGCUUCAAGGAGGACUCGGAGUUACUGCUUUUGAUGCUGUGGUACACAUGAUUGAGGAGGUUCCAAAUGCAUCCAUUGAAGGACCCAAGAUUAUGGUCUUGUGUGUCGGUAUCGGUACUUUCACGGGAUCUAUCUUCUUGAUUGUUCUUCUUUUCGUGGCUGGCGACAUGGAUCAAAUCACCACUUCUGCUGCUGGCCCGCUCCUACAAAUUCUUGUCGACGCUACCAAGAAUACUGCUGGUGCAAUCUGCUUGUUGAUGCUACCUCUAGUGUGCCUGAUUCUCGCCAUUCUUAGUGUGAUGACUACAAGCAGUCGAAUGAUUUUCGCUUUCGCACGUGAUGGUGGUCUUCCUGCAUCUCGAUUUUUCGCCAAGGUCCACCCGACACUCAAGCUUCCCUUGAAUGCGCUUAUCUUGACUGUUGUCGUUGUCAUUAUCUUCGGCUGCAUUUUCUUGGGAUCCUCCAGUGCCUUCAACGCCAUCAUUUCCGCUGCAGUUGUGGCUCUCGAUCUCUCCUAUGCCAUGCCCAUUCUGGUCAACUGCUUACAGGGCCGACGAGCGCUCCCCGAAAGGAAGUGGAAGCUGCCGAACGCGGUCGGGUGGUUCAUUGAUCUGAUCUCUCUCACAUACAUCGCCCUCACAACUGUCCUGUUUGUUUUCCCUCCGUACAAGGAUGUUACUGGAAGCAACAUGAACUAUGCCGUUGCUGCGUUCGCGGUUAUCAUCAUAAUCUCCGUUGUCCAGUGGUUUGUCGAUGGACGCAAGAACUUUACUGGACCUCGCGUGGACGUGACCCUUGAUGCACUGGACACCAUGCCAACUUAUGAGGAAACGCCCGCCAUUCACGAGAAAUGA